AUGCAUGCUAUGGAUUCUACCCCCAACGGCAGUGUCAUGUGCACCAUUAUGUUCACAAAUUCCGUACACAACACCCACGCACCGAGCCGUACCUGCCUCAUUCAAAGAUGGAUUCUUGAUCGUUCGUUACCCAUGCUCUUGAAAUGUUCUGGGAGCAACAGAUGCUGA
Messenger RNA from Heterobasidion irregulare TC 32-1, 168 nucleotides. RefSeq lists its product as uncharacterized. The transcript is spliced from 2 exons. Bases 1 to 168 code for a protein of 55 amino acids. Lineage: Eukaryota; Fungi; Basidiomycota; Agaricomycetes; Russulales; Bondarzewiaceae. The record is from RefSeq and is a predicted model, not a curated record.